Clupea harengus (Atlantic herring) is the source of this 8528-nucleotide messenger RNA. RefSeq names its product stabilin 2 (gene stab2). Gene Ontology annotation, molecular function: calcium ion binding; hyaluronic acid binding. Lineage: Eukaryota; Metazoa; Chordata; Actinopteri; Clupeiformes; Clupeidae. The record is from RefSeq and is a predicted model, not a curated record. Gene Ontology annotation, biological process: cell adhesion.
UGAGCAUGCAUCUGUCUGUCUCAGCAAGGGACUUCAGACUGCCCAACAACCCCCUGCCCACUUCCCCCACCCCAUCCACCAGGCACACACAGACCCCUUUCCCUUUGUUUGUUUUUUGUUGCUGAAAAUGCCAGCAUGACAGAGCUGGAACUCUCUCCCUCCGCUCUUCCUGGUAACAGGAAGACAGGGAGGAAGGAGGAGGGCUGGCAGAUCGGUAUGAUGGUGGUAGUGGGCUGUUGAAAAGGGCGAGAGGGCCAGGAAGUCACAGUCCAGUGACAGGUCUCAGGGACAGAGUGUGAGAGAGAGAGGACCAGAGGAGAGGGGACAGAGCUGGACAGAACAGAGGAGACAGAGAGAGAAAGACAGGGAGAGGAAGAGUAACAGGGACAAGGCCUGGAAGAGCGAACUGUGAGAGAGAAAGAGGGUGGCCGUUAGGAUGGGUGCUUUCCAUGGAUGUCUGCCCUUCUUGCUGCUGUUCUUGACUGUCAUUUUUUCAGUGUCAGCUGCUACUGUCAAGACUCGGUGUGACAAGAACGUUCAGGUGAACACAAAGUCAGAUUGCUUCUCCUGCGCAGCCUUUCCUGUCUUCCCAUGUCCACAUGGCUUCCUCAGGAAAAAGCUAGGCAUGGGGAACCGGGACUGCAAGUAUCAGAUCUUUGGAGUUUUUCUCCCAGGAUGCUCACAUGAGUGUGUAAAGGAAGUCAUUCAGCCUCAGUGUUGUCCUGGUUUCUGGGGCAGUGACUGCAUUGAAUGCCCAGAGAGUGCGGAGAACCCAUGUAGCAAUAAUGGUGUUUGUUCUGAUGGACUUGGUGGCAAUGGAACAUGUAGUUGCAAGCCAGGGUUUGUGGGUACAGCGUGUGAGGACUGUUCGCCUAACCUCUACGGCGCCACCUGCAGUUCAGUGUGCAAAUGUGUGCAUGGUUUAUGUAGCAUUGGAAUAAAGGGAGAUGGGUCAUGCACCUGUUUCUCAGGAUACAAAGGCCAAAACUGUGACCAGGAGCUCCCAGAAUGCACUACUCUGUCAUGUGGGCCAGACUCUCGAUGUAUAGAGCAUCACGAAACAGGACAACUGAUGUGCCAGUGUAAGCCCGGUUACCUGGGCAACGGGAACCAGUGUACAUCGAUAAACCCUUGUCUACAGAAGGUGUGCCACACACACGCUGCAUGCACACACGUGGGCCCCAACCAGCACACAUGCCAGUGUGAAGCAGGCUACGCUGGAGACGGGGUGGUCUGUAUGCCUGUGGACCCAUGCCAAACACAACUGGGAGGGUGUUCAUCAGAGUCCACCAGCUGUGUGUAUGAUGGACCAGGAAAGUCACACUGUGAGUGUCUUCCAGGCUUUGAAAAGCUAAACAGUGUGAGCUGCAGAAUCAUUGAUAAGUGUAAACCAGACUCCUGCCACAAGAAUGCAGUCUGCACCAUGAGCGAUCCAACAUCGAUCAUGUGUAGCUGUAAAGAGGGUUACACUGGUAACGGGAAAGUCUGCUAUGGUAACAUACUGAAUAGGCUCCAAGAGCUGAACUCACAACCCAACGGGCCGUGGAAAGGCCAGCUGACCAGUGCCAUCUCCCUAUUUGGGUCCGUUCUUACCUGGCCUCUCACUUCAAGUGGUCCAUUCACUGUCUUUGUACCAACCAACAAGGGCUUUGGCAAAGGCAAAACAACAUUGAAGAACCUGUUAGCAGACCAAGCCCAGGCACUUUACCUGGCCAAACUCCACAUGUUGGCUGGAGAAAAGUCUCUGGAGUCACUGGCCGGCGUCCUCUACACACUCACUGGAAGGCAAGCUCAGAUUGUGACAGAGGACAACCAGGCCAAAUAUCGUGUUUUUGGAAGCAGUAGGAGAGGCACCAUUGUGGACCCUGACCUAGUGGCCUCCAACGGCAUCAUCCAUAUCAUCAACAAACUGAUGGACACUGUUGCACCCACCGUGAAAAGCCAGAGAGAGGAAAACCUGAUGAAGAUUUUGUCAGACAACAGCAAAUUUUCCUGGUUCAGGGGUUUGUUGGAGAAAACCAGCGUGAAGAGCUUAUUAGAUGGGGAAGGCCCGUUCACAUUGUUUGCCCCAACAAAUGCAGCGCUAACUACAUUGCAGGCAGGGUAUCUGGAUUAUCUCAAGUCUGAUGAGGGAGCCACUAAACUACUGGAGUUACUGAGACACCACGUGGUAAACACCAAGGUGGAAGUCUUCAACUUACUGUCUCAGUCAAGUCUGGUGACUGUGGCCAAUCAGGUCCUGACUUUAAAUACUACAGUAGAGGGACAGAUCCUGGUGAAUGGGGCACGUAUCCUGGAGGCAGACGUGGAGGCGAAGAAUGGGCGCCUCUAUUCAGUGGAUGGAGUUCUGAUUCCCCCCUCCAUAGAGCCACUGCUGCCCCAUAGGUGUGAUGAGACGUCCGUGAGAAUUGGCCAGGGUACAUGUGUUCCAUGUCAAAAUGUGCUCAUGUCUCUGUGUGAGCCCGGUGUCCGCAUGAAGGAAUUGGGUUACGGCUGUGACCUUGGGCUAGGUCUGGGUCUGGGCUGCCACGCCAAAUGUAACGCGACAGUGACGACGCCUCGCUGCUGCAAGGGCUUCUACGGACCAGACUGCACACCUUGUCCUGGGGGCUACACCACACCUUGCUCUUCUCAUGGCACAUGUAAUGACGGCAUAGAUGGGAAUGGAACCUGCACGUGUGAACCCAACUUCACUGGCUCACGAUGUCAUUACUGCUCCAACCCUAAGAAAUAUGGACCAGAGUGCUCCAGCACCUGUCUGUGUAUCCAUGGCGAGUGUGAUAACCGCCGUGAGUCAGCGGGCGUCUGUAAGAAGGGCACCUGUGCCGAGGGCUUCACAGGGAGUUACUGCGAGCGGCAGACCCAGCCGUGCGGUCCAGUGUCCUACUGCCACGCACAUGCCAGCUGCGACUUCAAUGGCGGCACAGUCCAGUGUGUUUGUAGAGAAGGCUUCAAAGGAGAUGGGAUAACAUGCUUUGAGACAGAGCCAUGUACUUCACCAAACAGGGGAGGCUGCGGCCCCAAUACCAAGUGUGUGAAGACUGGGCCAGGCACACAUGAAUGCCAGUGUCUGGCUGGCUGGAAGGCUGAUGGAGAUGAGUGUCAGCGUGUUGACAACUGCCUAGAGCCCACACGUGGGAACUGCCACUCCAACGCCACCUGUAUCUACAUAGGCCCAGGACAGAGUGACUGCGUCUGCAACAGUGGUCACCGUGGCAACGGCUACGAGUGUGAGCCUAUCAAUCCAUGUGUCAGACUCAACAUUGGAUGUCACUACCUGGCUAACUGUGUGUACAAGAAGUCCCAAUGGAAGUGUCAGUGUGAGGACGGUUUCACAGGGGAUGGAAAACAGUGCUAUGGAACUCUGGAUCAGGUUGUAGCUGUUGAACCUGUCAUGAGUGAAUUCUAUCAAUGGGUCCAGAAUGCUGGUCUCAGUCAGGUCCUUUCAGAGACGGCAAACGUCACCCUGUUUGUGCCCAGUGCGAAGGCCGUGCAGCAGAUGAGCAAAAAGGACAGAGACUUCUGGCUCAGCGGUGAUAACCUGCCCAGCCUGGUCAGAAGUCACAUGGUCUACGGACUGUACUCUCUAGAAGACCUGCGGGUGUCUGGCCUGCAGCUUACCUGUUUCAUAAACAGGUCACUUCCUGUCACCUGGACCAAUGAGACCACGGUUGUAGGUGGGUCCACACUCAUCUCACCUGACAUGCCUGCAACGAACGGCCUCAUCCAUAUAGUUGACAAGGUCCUGGUCCCUGACUACAAGCUGAGCAUGGGGCUGCUGGAGGUGCUGGGCCAGAGGCCGGAGCUGUCGCUCUUCAGGGAGAGCCUGAUUAAACACAACCUGACUGAGAAAUUGGGUGCGUCUUCCGCCAUGACUGUGUUUGCCCCCACGGAUAGUGCCAUCAGAGCAUUCCUGAGCUCCUCUGGCGCCACCUCUCUGGAUGUUAACGUGACAAAGUACCACAUAGUUCUGGGAGAGAAACUUGUCGAGGCUGAUCUGCUGGACGGGUUAUACAAAGACACCAUGUUGGGUUUCUCUUACCAGCUGGCGACGUUCCGCAAAGACAACAAACUGCUGGUGAACGACGCCUACAUCAACGUGACAGACAUCAGAUGCAGCAAAGGUGUGGUGCACACCCUGAACUCCGUUCUCAUCAUCCCACACAACCGCUGUGACAAGAAGAAGAGCAGGCUCACGAGAAAAUGUAUGGAUUGCCUCAGCGUAAUGUCAAUUGGAUGUCCAGAGGGAUCAAUACAGCAACGUCGCGCCUGGGGGUGCAGGACUCAGGCCCGCUCCAUAGGCUGCAGGAUUGACUGCGUAUUCAUCACUAUUGAGAGGCAGUGCUGCUCUGGUUACUUUGGGUCGCAGUGUGAGUCCUGCCCCGGGCUUGAGGGUGUGCCCUGUGGGGGGAGAGGUGUGUGCACAGAUGGGACCAACGGAACCGGAGUGUGCCGGUGCAAUGCCGGAUUCAACGGAACCGCCUGUGAAAUGUGCCAGACGGGCAAAUAUGGCAUCCACUGUGACCAAGACUGUAAGUGUGAACACGGACAGUGCAAAGAUGGACCGGAUGGUGAUGGUACAUGUGAGUGUGACCUCGGCUGGACAGGACCCUCCUGUUCUAAAGCUGUGGGUCGGGACUCUUGUGGAGGAAAGUGCCACACCAGCGCUAACUGUCUGUUAAAGGUGAUCGACAGCACCUAUUACUGUAGCUGUGCGGCUGGUUAUCAGGGAAAUGGGACUGACUGCACAGCGGUGGAUGCUUGUGAGAAGAAUAAUGGAGGCUGUUCUCCUAAAGCCUUGUGUAAGAGGACAACACCUGGUCGCAGGCAAUGCUUGUGCAAUUCAGGGCAUGCAGGAGAUGGCUUGGUCUGCAUAGAAAUGAAUCCUUGUCUGGAAGGUAAUGGAAGUUGUGAUGUCCAUGCAGCCUGUUUACACACUGGACCAAAUAGGAGCUCCUGUAUUUGCAAUCAAGACUUCUCAGGAGAUGGAAAAAUAUGUAAAGCCAUCAACCCUUGCGAGAAGAAAAACGGUGGUUGUGACUCCCAUGCCAGAUGUGUGAUGACGGCACCAGGUCAGAGGAACUGCACUUGCCUAAGCGGCUUCACGGGAGAUGGCAUCCAAUGCAUAGGGAACCUCCAUGUGGAGAUCAUGAAUUUAAAUUCAAUCUUCCUUGGCGCUCUCAUUUUUGGAAAGAUCCAUGACCUUAAUGGGAAAGGACCGUUCACUGUAUUUGUUCCGUCAAGAGCCGCACUGAUGAAAGAAAGCAGGUAUAAAGAAUGGCGGAAGAACACAGCUGUGCUGGCUAAAGUGGUGAGGUAUCACAUCGUACCGUGCAGCAGACUCCAGCCUGAAGAACUGAAAACUCAGAAGCUACUGACCUCCAUGAUGGGUGACCCCCUCAGCAUAUCCUUUGACAGUGCUAACGGUACCAUAUUCAUCAACAACCAGACAGCUACUAUAAGGACCUCAGAAGCCACCAAUGGAAUCAUCUACGUGAUCAACACAGUACUCAUCCCGCCUAGCCUAGAUCAGAAACAGGUCAACCACACCACUCUGUCAGAGCUUCAUGAUUACAGCACUUUCGCCAAACUUCUAAAGGACACAGCUGUGGUAGACUUUGUGAAGGAUUCCCUUCACCAGCCCUUCACCGUAUUCCUGCCGUCUGACCGUAGCCUGAGCGCACUCCCUCAGGAGGGCAGGGACUUCCUGUACGCCGAGCACAACCGGGCCCAGCUGCUUGAGUACCUGCGCUACCACAUUCUGACACAUAUGAAGGAGCCCCUGAUGACACUGCACAGUACCCCUCUAACGACGCUGCAGGGCUCAGAACUGCAACUGAGCUGUGCUGGACAGGACAGAGUGGGGCAACUCUAUGUGAAUGACCCAAGCUGCCUUAUCACACCCCAGAAGUUUGACUUUCCGUGGGGGAAAGUUUAUGGCAUUGACUGCCUGCUCAGUCCUCCCAGCUUGGGAGGGCGCUGUGAUAUCCUGGAUCCCAUAGACAUCACGAUGCCUUGUGGAGGGUGUUCAGCUCCACGUCCAUGCCCAGGAAAGUCCAAACUCAAGGAGACUCUGAAAUGCAAUAAUCAGGCAAUUGUUACCCUUCGCGGCAGUGGCUGCCAGGCGGUCUGCACACUGGCACACUGGAAACGCCAGUGUUGCCAUGGCUACUACGGACGUGACUGCCAAGCCUGUCCAGGAGGGGCGGAAACACCCUGCGAAAAUCAUGGGAAAUGUGACGAGGGUAGCCUAGGCAACGGCACGUGCACUUGUGAUAAAGGUUUCACGGGCGAUGCGUGCGAGUUGUGUGAGGAGGGUCACUUUGGACCUGACUGCAAAGCUUGUAACUGCACUGUGAAUGGGGCAUGUAACCAGGGUCGCCGUGGCGAUGGCAGCUGUUUCUGCACAGGGGGAUGGAUGGGGAAUAGGUGCGAGGCGGUACUAGGGUCCAUCCCCAUCUGUAACCCUCCCUGCUCUCCAAAGGGCGUGUGCAAGGAAAACGACACAUGCGUGUGCAAGCCUUUCUAUGAGGGAGAUGGGAUCACCUGCACAGUGGCAGACCUGUGUAAGUACUGGAAUGGGGGUUGCGCUGCAGGAGCAAAGUGUAGCCAGAAGGGAGAGAAAGUGAGCUGUGCCUGUCCUCAGUUCCAUAAGGGUGAUGGCUUCGUUUGCACUCCCAUCGACCCCUGCGCAGACAGCGACAACGGAGGCUGCCAUGAGCAUGCCGUCUGCAAAAUGACUGCGCCUGGGAAGAAAAUGUGUGAGUGUAAGAGCAAUUAUAUAGGUGAUGGAAUGUUGUGUGAGCUGAAGGAACUGCCCCUGGACCGCUGUGCCCAAGAUAACGGGCAAUGCCACUAUGAUGCCCAGUGCAACGAUCUGCACUUUGAGGAUAAAACAGUUGGAGUGUUCCACUACCGUUCACCUAAAGGCCAGUACAAACUCAACUACACAGAUGCCCAGCUGACUUGCAGCAAGGACGGGGCCAUACUUGCAAGUUACAUACAGCUGUCAUAUGCCCAGCAGGCUGGAAUGAACUUGUGUGCAGCUGGCUGGCUCACAAGUUCGAGAGUUGGCUAUCCAACCACACACUCCAACCCCAAGUGUGGUUUUGGCCACGUGGGCAUUGUGGACUAUGGCGUGCGCAAAAACUUGAGUGAGACCUGGGACGCCUUCUGCUACCGACUCAAAGAUGUGCAGUGUGUAUGUAAAGAGGGCUACAUUGGGGAUGGCUACACUUGCACUGGAAACCUCCUGCAGGUCCUCAGAUCUCAGCCCAGAUUCUCCAACUUCUUGGCACAAAUCCUGAACUACUCUGAAAACUCGGGUGCUGGGAAAGAUUAUGUGAAACGCCUCAGCAACCUGACUGUCCAGUCCACUCUGUUUGUGGCAGACAACAAUGGACUGGAUGAGAAUCAGACGCUGUCAUUCCGGGAUCUUGAGUUUCACCUCUCAGACGUCAGGGCACUCUCUCUGCAGGAGCUGACGAAUGGUAGCCACAUCCGCACACGCCUCGGGCAACCCAUCACCGUCAUCGGAGUGCCAGAUUUAAAUGACCCCUCUAAGAUGACCUCUACUCGGUACAUAAGUGAUCGUUUCAUGAUUGAGUCUGACAUCCUGGCAUCCAAUGGCAUCAUCCAUGUCCUUCAGAGACCAUUGACAGCUCCACCUCCGAAACCAUCAUUCCAUGUUGGUCAUCAGGCUGGAAUGGGCAUGGGAGUCAUUCUGUUGCUUCUACUGAUCGCUGCCGUCAUGUUUGUUGGGUAUCAUUUCUACACGCACAAGAGCAAGCCAUUCCAGUUCCAGUACUUCAGGGAGGAGGAUGAGGGAGAAGACAGUGUUCCAGAAUCAAACAUCUCCAAUCCCAUGUAUGACAGUGUGUCUGACCCCACUGCUGGACUGGGAGCCCUGUCUGGACUGGCAGAAGAAGAUAAACAUCAGGUGGUAUCUACUGGUUCUUACAACCUGCAAGAGAGCUGAGAGGAACUGGCAUGGAAUGCACAGACAGUCUUCACCCAUCUCCGUAGAGGCCUUUAAACCCUGUCAAAAUGAUUAGGCUAUUUACAAAAUAUGAGCAGGAUGACAGGACAUGGGAAAAAAAAUAUGAAAAAGGAGAAUUAGAUUUGUUUUGUUAAUAUGUGGUUAAAAGGCUGUUGUAAAAUGAACUAUUUGCAACUGCAAAUUGAUGAAUGACACAAAAUGUUGAGAAGAGGAAUUGCUGUAGGUAUAAGCCUUACAAAAAACAAUAGCUUGUCAUUCUUGUAUGUCUGUGUGUGUGUUUUUGAGAGAGUGAGAGUGUGUGUGUGUGUGUGUGUGUGUGUGUGUGUGUGUGUGUGUUUUUCCCCAAAGUGCUAUUAUGGAGCCUGUUAAAAUGUGAAUUACUUGGAGUUGCCCAAAAGGGUCACCCUUCAUAUCAUGAACAUUUUAAAAGAUGGAUAUCUUAUACAUUGUUCUUGUACAUUGUUUGGACAUUGUUAAGGACUCAUGUCCUGUCAUUGUUUUUGAAUGAAUAAAAACAAUUGUGAUUUCA